AUGGACAAUCAAAGCUGGCCAACAUACUGCACACUAACGAACUAUCAAGGCAAUUUAGCAUGUAAGUUGUAUAAUGUGACAGAAGAUGAAUAUGGUCGACCUUUGAAACCAAAUUAUGUGGUAGGUUUAUUAUGUUGCUAUGAUGGAACACAAUGCAAAGUGAAAAAUGGAGUUGAAAGUGUGAAAAGAAACCUUUACCUAAAGUACACCGUUGAGUGGUUUGAUUGGAGUGACUCCAUAAUACCUGUUAAUAUCUAUUUGAUGUCACAGAUACUUGGGAGAACACUGGAAUCCAUGGUUGCUUGUGAAAAUGGAAGUGCAACUAAUGACUUCACCAACAUAAAAAAAUCAAAAGCAAGUUUCCUAAUUUCUGGUGAUGUUGUCUAUGGUGUUGCACAUCUGCAUAGUGGUGGAAUAGGUUAUGCUUUAUAUGGAGGGGAUGGACGUGUAAUUUUCUCAUCUAGAGCUAUAUAUGGAGAAGGAAAUGAAGCAGGAAAUGAAGUUGGAUAUAUUGUAGGAAUGACCACAUGUUACCCUAAUCCAGGUUCUAUAAAGAUAACCAAAGAUGAAGUUUUAAAUUUGGAGUCUAAUUACAACAGUGAAAAGAGCCAUACGGGAGUUAUUGGGCUCUUCUAUAUUAUUGUUGCAGAUUCUUCUUCUACUUUGGAUGCUUCAGUUCAAAUUCAUCAAGAUUACGUGGUACCAAUACCAAUCUUCUUUUGGCGUGUAGCUGUGUUUGGAUUGGCAAUUUUUGCAGCUCUUGUUGUUUCUUAUAGGAGACAAAGGCAAAGUGAGGAUGACUACCAUUCUAUUGCAACUUCCACAUAA
Messenger RNA from Lactuca virosa, 828 nucleotides. The record is from the annotation of a GenBank genome assembly. Lineage: Eukaryota; Viridiplantae; Streptophyta; Magnoliopsida; Asterales; Asteraceae.